AUGAAUCGACGACGAAAGAGCUCCAAUCUGGGCGGAGAUCCUCGCGGAGAUACGGGCGCGACAGCAUUCGCGACGAUGAAUCUAUCGCUGCGACAUCAAGACACCUCGUCGCCGACUACGACUUCAUCCUCGGGAAAGCCGCUGCGACAAUCGAAACGACGAAAGGCAAAGACGUUGUUGAACCGGUUCAAGCGUACGUCGCUUAAGCACACGUGGGUCAUACCGCUCAUCCUCGUUGUGGUCAUCCUUGGCCUCUACUACAUCGAUCCGGGCGAGCACAACCCUGUACACCACGCCAUCUUCCUGUCCUAUGCGAAUCCCCCCUUGGACGAGCGAACGGACACUCUUCCAGCACAUGUCGGCAAUGUCACGCAGUAUGGCAAGGGGCCGAAGGAUAUUGCGUUCGUCGCUUUCUACACCAUCGUGCUGUCUUUUACGAGAGAGUUCUUGAUGCAGCGUAUGAUCCAGCCGAUUGCGAUUUGGUGUGGUAUUCGGUCAAGAGCAAAGCUGAGUCGCUUCAUGGAACAAUUCUACACUGCUAUCUAUUUCGGCAUAUUUGGACCCUUUGGGCUGUAUGUGAUGAGCCGGACACCCGUGUGGUACUUCAACACGGCUGGAAUGUAUGAGGGAUUCCCGCAUCGUGCUCAUGAGGGACUGUUCAAGGCAUACUACCUCCUUCAAGCGUCGUACUGGGCUCAGCAAGGCUUGGUCCUGAUGUUGCAAUUGGAGAAGCCGAGGAAGGACUUCAAGGAGCUGGUCUUACAUCACAUCGUCACAUUGUCUCUGAUCGGUCUGAGCUACUGUUUUCACUUCACCUACAUGGGCGUUGCGGUAUACAUCACACACGACAUUUCUGACUUCUUCCUGGCUACGUCCAAAGUCUUCAACUACCUGGACCUCUGGAUCAUCACGCCGUACUUCGCCAUCUUCAUCGCAGUAUGGGCAUAUCUCCGGCAUUACAUCAACCUUACAAUCAUCAUGUCGCUGUUGCCGGGCGGUCAAUUCGAGACUGUUGGCCCAUACCAAGUAAACUGGGAGACGCAACAGUACAAAUGCUGGAUCUCGCAAGCCAUAACCUUUGGACUGCUGGCAGUCCUACAAGCCGUCAACAUAUUCUGGUUCGUCCUGAUCUUGAGAAUCCUGUACCGACUGCUCGUCACAAGCGAGGCGAAAGACGAGAGAUCCGAUGAUGAAGAGGAGGAAGACGACCUGCAGCCUCUCGCUCCGGAAGCGGAUAAGGGCACUCCUCAGAUGACGCUGAAUGGCGAGCCUUUCAACCAGACUGAAGCUUCUGGGGCUGACGUCAACCGCAAGGCUUCCCUGAGGAAGAGAUGA
Messenger RNA from Zymoseptoria tritici IPO323, 1335 nucleotides. RefSeq lists its product as uncharacterized. Gene Ontology annotation, cellular component: membrane. Gene Ontology annotation, molecular function: sphingosine N-acyltransferase activity. Gene Ontology annotation, biological process: ceramide biosynthetic process. Lineage: Eukaryota; Fungi; Ascomycota; Dothideomycetes; Mycosphaerellales; Mycosphaerellaceae. The coding region runs from base 1 to 1335 and encodes 444 amino acids. The transcript has 3 exons. The record is from RefSeq and is a predicted model, not a curated record.